AUGUUUUGUGCAAUUUGUAUCAAACAUAAGAUGAAAAAUGAAUUUGCUACAGAAAGAGCAGUAAAUAUUUCAAAAAAAUCUGCAGUUAAAGAACAUGUAAAAUGUAAAGAUCACAGUGAAGCAGAAAAACUAGAAACAGCACGUAUUCAAAUGGAAUCUUUACAAAAUCAAAUUUUUUUAUCUGAUGCAAAUGUAAGACACAUUAUUGUUGUAAUGCGAGCUAUAUAUUUUUUAUCAAAAAAUAAUUUACCACUCCGACUUUUACCUUCUAUUAUUACAAUGAUGAAAAAAUCAGAAAUACCAAAUAUUUCUGAUAGAUCAAUUACAUAUACAAAUGAGAUUUCAAAACAUGAAUUUCUAAUAGCAAUAUCUAAAACUAUUGAAAAUGAAAUUUGGAAAGAAUUAUCUGAUGUUGUAGCAUUUGGAAUAAUGAUUGAUGAGAGUACAGACUGA
Rhizophagus irregularis DAOM 181602=DAOM 197198 is the source of this 453-nucleotide messenger RNA. NCBI's taxonomy places the organism in Eukaryota, Fungi, Glomeromycota, Glomeromycetes, Glomerales, Glomeraceae. The record is from RefSeq and is a predicted model, not a curated record.